UGUCAGAACAGCACGGUUUCAGCUCAGGUGUGCACUUCGACAUAACGUUAUGUAACGCUGCUGUGGUUGCAGCCCAGUGCAUAGAGACUCUACAAGGUCUGAUAUGUUCACAGCCCCCGCGAUGGGCGCAAGCGUUGACAGGAGUUUUCCUAGAGCACGUUGCCAAAAUGACGCAAGCCUUUAACACAAGUCAGUACGCGGAUUGUUGCGUUACUCCGAGCCGAGGACACGCUCUGUCUCUCUCGGUCUCUCUGUCUGCCGUUGUCAGUAUUUUCGUUUUCAGAAAAGAGAUGUUCGACCUCGAUUGUUCGGUGCUCGCGCGCUUUAUCGUUUCGUGCCUGACGGUUCAAGCGCUGCUGCAUCACGGCGCGCGCGGUUUACAAACGCGCAAGCAGCCUCCUGGUAUUGAGAUCUUUACCUCCACACAGUCAGUUACUUCAGGCCAAAAAGUCCUCACCAUAGAGGGAAGGGAGUGUAAGUUUCCGUUCCGAUUAGGUGGGACUCUUUAUCAUCAGUGCAUUACAGUGAGCUAUGGCAUUCAGUGGUGCUCGCUCACCAAUAAUUUCGACCGGGACAUGAAGUGGGGAUAUUGCAGUUCACGCACAACCCGUUUCAACACUGCUUUCUACGUAGUCAGCACGCAAAGCCUGUGCAAUCCGAACCCAUGUAAGAACGGUGGGGUUUGUAGCUCGAUUCCUUACCGCCGUUUGUUUGAGUGCGUGUGUCCGGACGCCUUCACAGGAGCCAAGUGUGAGCUGAAAAAGUGCUAUGAGCCACUUCAUCUUAGAUAUUACAACAUCGGCGAGGUGUGGGGACGAAUCCACCUGCGCAACGUCGAGCAGUGCAUGUGCAGUAAAGAUGGAGCAUCUUGUGAACGAACACGUUACACAGCAUGUCUAACUAAUCCCUGUGAAAAUGAAGGAACCUGCAGAAUAAUUGAAACAACAAGAGAGGCUGUGUGCGCAUGCAGACCAGGCUACAGAGGACCAUACUGUAACAUCUCACCCGAUGAAAAAUGCUAUAAAGACUCCGGGGUCCAUUAUCGUGGCACUGUGAACACUACGCUCUCUGGCACCCCCUGCCUGCCCUGGAACUCAGACCUCAUGUACAACGAGCUCUCGAUAGACACCGUAUACGAUGCCUCCCAACGGGGAAUCGGGGACCAUGCAUUCUGCAGGAACCCUGAUAAUGACAAGAAGCCCUGGUGCUAUACGAUGAAUAAUGGAGUGAUUUCCUGGGAAUACUGUGAUGUGCCAUCUUGCCCUAGAGUGUUCACUUCUCGUAAAGCUCCCAUUACAAGCUCUCUUCCCACUCCUUUGCCCAGUCGGAAGUCCACCUGUGGCAAAAGACACCCAAAGCGAGUUCCUCAAGGAAGAAUUCUGGGAGGCACUUCGGCGAUGGCUGGCUCUCACCCCUGGAUGGCAGCCCUUUAUAUUGGCGAUGAGUUCUGUGCUGGCAGCCUGAUCUCAUCAUGCUGGAUCGUGUCAGCUGCUCACUGCUUCCUGCGCAAUCCUUUGCUAUCAGCAGUGCGUGUAGUCCUGGGUCAGCACGUUUUUAACGACUCAAGCUCCAACACGCAGACGUAUGGCAUAGAAAAGUACAUCUUCUACGACCACUAUAAUCAAUUCAGCCCAACGGUCCACGAUAUUGCCCUUGUGAAGCUGAAAAAGGUUAACGGACACUGUGCUCAUAAAACCAAGUUCAUUCGGCCAAUCUGUCUUCCGGAAGAGUCCAUGACGUUCCCUGAUUACACGUGUUGCACUAUUACAGGCUGGGGACACAUGCAGGAGAAGGGAGACUCAUAUUCCUCCCUGACAGAGGGAAUUGUGAGGCUCAUUCCAGAUGAAAGCUGUUCCUCUCCCGAGGUGUACGGCUCUGAGGUGAGAGAGGGGAUGCUGUGUGCAGGAAGUAACACCUGUGUUGAUGCUUGCCAGGGAGACUCUGGUGGACCACUGGCAUGUGAGCGUAACGAAGCAAGUUUUCUCUAUGGUAUCAUUAGUUGGGGCGAUGGAUGCGGACGAACGGGGAAACCAGGAGUCUACACCAAAGUCACCAAAUACGUCAAAUGGAUCAAUCAUGUCACCCGACGAAAAAAGAAAUCCCAGAAAAAAGGACUUUAGUCGCCAGUUGCCAUGUGUAUUGCCAGACCUUUUUUAAAGAACUGUGAAUGAAGAGUAUGUUUUAUAAUCUAAUAAAUUAUAUUGAAACUAUGACUUGUUAUAACCUCAUGUCACUUGAAUAAACAAUGUCAUUCUGACAUAGACUUGAA
This is a messenger RNA of Tachysurus vachellii, 2269 nucleotides long. It is a transcript of the gene hgfac, whose product is annotated as hepatocyte growth factor activator. NCBI's taxonomy places the organism in Eukaryota, Metazoa, Chordata, Actinopteri, Siluriformes, Bagridae. The record is from RefSeq and is a predicted model, not a curated record. Gene Ontology annotation, cellular component: extracellular region. Gene Ontology annotation, molecular function: serine-type endopeptidase activity. Gene Ontology annotation, biological process: blood coagulation; zymogen activation.